AUGUCAGAGAGGAAGGUUAUCAACAAAUACUACCCACCGGAUUAUGAUCCGCAGAAGGCGGAGAAGCAGGUGCGACAGCUUUCCAAGAAGCUAAAAACGAUGCGGCAAGACAGUGUUACCAUCAGAUUAAUGACGCCUUUCAGCAUACGAUGUUUAAAAUGUUCAGAGUACAUUCCCAAGUUUAGAAAGUUCAAUGGGAAGAAAGAGGUGCUUCCGGAAAAGUAUUUGGAAACCAUUAAAAUAUACCGGUUAAGCAUCAAGUGUCCUCGCUGCAAUAGUAUGAUUUCCUUUAAAACUGAUCCCAACCGAGGUGACUACACCAUGGAGGUUGGUGGUGUGCGUAACUAUACCAAGGAGAAUAAUAACUCUCAAAUUAAACCAGAUGAGUCUACAGAAGAGACUCUAGAACGGUUGCUAAAGGAAGAAGAAGAACAAAACCUCACAGAAGAACAAAAAGGGAAGGACAGAUUGGAGCACUUGGAAGAGCGCCUUGCAAAACUACAACAGGAACAGGCGGAUGACGAGGCUAUUGAGGCCUUGCAGAAAAACAACCUGCUGCGCAUGAAAAGAGCAGCUGCUCUUGACAUGCUCUCAGAACCUUCAAAAGUUGACGAAGAACAGGACAAUCUCGAUGACUUAACUGCACAAGCCUUCCGCCAAUACGAAGACCAAGAGCCUAAAGAACCAGAAAAAUCAUUAGAAUCAUCCACUAAAGAAACGAAGUCGCCCCAAACUCUUAUCCCCACGAAGAUACAGGUUAAGAAAAAACACACAUCAAACUCCCUAGGCGUUGUCGUCAAGAAAAGGAAAACCAAGAAGCAUUAG
Molecule: messenger RNA, 825 nt
Organism: Eremothecium cymbalariae DBVPG#7215
Lineage: Eukaryota; Fungi; Ascomycota; Saccharomycetes; Saccharomycetales; Saccharomycetaceae
Gene: YJU2
Product: mRNA splicing protein YJU2
Exons: 1
Coding region: 1-825 (274 amino acids)
Biological process (GO): mRNA splicing, via spliceosome
Cellular component (GO): U2-type catalytic step 1 spliceosome
Source: RefSeq, a predicted model, not a curated record